This is a messenger RNA of Camelina sativa (false flax), 2046 nucleotides long. Its product is annotated as growth-regulating factor 2. NCBI's taxonomy places the organism in Eukaryota, Viridiplantae, Streptophyta, Magnoliopsida, Brassicales, Brassicaceae. Gene Ontology annotation, molecular function: ATP binding. The record is from RefSeq and is a predicted model, not a curated record. Gene Ontology annotation, biological process: regulation of DNA-templated transcription; DNA-templated transcription; developmental process. Gene Ontology annotation, cellular component: nucleus.
GUACACACCAUUCUUGUCUCCUCCCAAAGCUUCAUCUCUCUCUUUAUCCCUACUACUAUACUUAUUAAAAAAGAUAAAAAAAAAAAAAAGAAAAUUACGCCUCGUUCUUCUCCCUCUGUCUCUCUCUCUCUUCUCUCUUCUGAGCUUUUUUUGGCUCUAGCUUUCUUCCUCCCAUGGCAACUAUCUCUCAAGUCAUUAUCUAACUUUUUUUAUUACUUUUUUUUUUCUAUACUUAUUAUGGAUAUUGGUGUUCAUAUUCUUGGGUCGGUUACUAGUAAUGAAACACCGGGUGGUCAAAAACAAGAACUCAGAGUAGGUACUAAACAAGACAGAUCCGGAUUCAACGGUGAUGAUUACUACUUGCAACGAACCUUGAAGCUAGCUCGAACUACAGCAGCAACUAGAGAGGAAGAAGAAGAUAACUUGUCUUCUUCUUCAUCUUUUGCAGCUGCUUCUUACUGCAAAACGAUGCCGUUUCACCAAGGCAUUCCUCUGUUGAGAUCUAACUCUCCUCUUGAUUCUCGCCGGCAAGAACAAAUGCUUAGCUUCUCAGACAAACCAGAAGCUCUUGAUUUCACUAAAUAUGUCGGUUUGGAUAAUAACUGUAAUAACAAGAGCUCUCUCUCCCCGUUUCUUCACCAUAUUCCUCCACCUUCUUACUUUAGAAACUCAGGAGGAGGAUAUGGUUCUGGUGGUAUGAUGAUGAACAUGAUGAGCAUGCAAGGGAACUUCACAAGUGUUAAAGGUCCUUUUACAUUGACUCAAUGGGCUGAGUUAGAGCAACAAGCCUUGAUCUAUAAGUAUAUCACUGCCAAUGUCCCUGUUCCUAGUAGUCUCCUCAUCUCUCUCAAGAAGUCUUUUUAUCCUUUUGGAUCUUUGCCUCCUAGCUCUUUCGGAUGGGGAAGUUUCCAUCUAGGUUUCGCAGGAGGGAACAUGGAUCCAGAGCCAGGGAGAUGCCGUAGAACAGAUGGGAAGAAAUGGCGGUGCUCAAGAGACGCUGUUCCUGAUCAGAAAUACUGUGAAAGACACAUCAACAGAGGCCGUCAUCGUUCAAGAAAGCCUGUGGAAGUCCAAUCUGGCCAAACCGCCACUGCCGCAACCAAAGCGGUUACAACAACACCGCAACAGCCUGUGGUCACUGGUAAUAGUAACAACAGGCGUGCAUCAAAUAGUAACCGCAGCCUCGCCAUUGGAGGUGGUCAAUAUAUCAAUCCUUCUACAGAGUCUCUACCUAACAACAACAGAGUUCGAAAUCCGCAAAUAUAUCCUUCCACCGUCAACUUACAACCCAAGGAAUCUCCUGUUAUUCAUCAGAAACAUAGAAACAACAACAACAACAACAACCCUUUUGAGUUUGGACACAUAUCCUCUGAUUCACUACUCAACCCUAAUGCGAAUACGUCAAAGACCUAUGGAUCAUCGUUCUUGGAUUUCAGCAGCAACCAAGACAAGUAUUCAGGGAAUCAUAAUCACAACUCUUGGCCUGAAGAGCUGAAAUCAGAUUGGACACAGCUUUCAAUGUCAAUUCCAAUAGCAUCAACAUCUCCUUCCUUCUCACACAACAACAACAACAACAACAACAAUGCUCAAGACAAAACCACACUCUCGCCUCUCAGGCUAUCUCGCGAGAUUGAUCUUUCGAUCCAAACCGAGGAAACAACGAUCGAGCCUGCUGCUAAAAAGGUGAAUACUUGGAUACCAAUCUCAUGGGGAAACUCAUUAGGAGGUCCUCUAGGUGAAGUACUAAACAGCACAACGAAUAGUCCAACACUUGGAUCUUCUCCUACAGGGGUUUUGCAAAAGUCCACGUUUUGUUCACUUUCUAACAACAGCUCCGUGAGCAGCCCCAUCGCUGAGAACAACAACAGAAACAAUGGCGACUACUUUCAUUACACAACAACCUGAUAACUCAAAACUAGUCUUGAUGCGGCAACAAACAAAACAAAAAAAAAAAGCUCUGUUUUUUUAUUUUCUCUUUCUUUAUAUGUUCUGUUGUAUCUUUUGUAAGAGGAAAUUAGAAAAUCGUUGUACUUCUGAUUCUUUCUU